Molecule: messenger RNA, 333 nt
Organism: Brugia pahangi
Lineage: Eukaryota; Metazoa; Nematoda; Chromadorea; Rhabditida; Onchocercidae
Source: the annotation of a GenBank genome assembly
AUGAACUUUGAACUCAUGAAACGUUCACUUCGAGUUUGGCAUUUGAAACGGAAGAACAGGUUGCUAAGAAUCGAUAUAGACUGUUCAGAUUUUGUUCUGUGUCCUAUUAUUUGCACUCAUGUCAGAUUGGUUGUUGUUAAAUGUUUGCUUACCACUAAUUAUAGAAAAAAAGGCGAUGAUUUUCUGAUCGUUAUUGACGUUUUGAAACUACCCAAUAUCGAUAAUUCCGCAAUAAAUCAUUGUUGCAUUAGCCAAAUCAUAGCCGAUAUAAAGCUGCCGCAUAUAUGCUAUAUCCGUCAAGAAACAUUUUUUGAAUGUUGGAGAAGAGGUUAA